UGGACAUCUUGGAUGACAUGGGGAUACGGACAGGAUUAAACAGACACAACAGCUUAUACAUGUAUCUCCUAAGGGAACAUAAAUGCAGUCUUACAAGGACAACAAAAUGACUUUGUCCGUGCUACCUUGAGGCAAAGGAACUUAGGAUGGGCAAGUUGGGAAUUGUUGUGAUUUUGCUUUUACUGGAACAAGUAUCAGCCAUUGCUGAAGCGAGCAAAAAAGAGGACCAGAAGGAGGCGAUUUUGAAAGAGCUUGUUGAGAUAUGGAGGAAAGGUGGAGGAUGGAACCCACACAGAGUACAGCCACCAGUAGAAAUACAAAAGGAUCAACAAAUUCAUUCCAUAGUGAGGAGCAUUAUGGGAGGUCUCAAGUCUCUAGGUGUCCUGCCAAGGAAAAGCACGAGUCUCCCAUCUUUAAACAAAGCCUUCGAUCGAAACAGGUUGUCAGGAUUCCUUUAUAACAUCUCCAUGUAUCUGCAAGAGAUGAGCGCAGAGAUAGAUGAUCGUCAGCAAGCUUUUAGUGACGACCAGUUUUGGGAGAACCUGCUCUAUUCUCUUCUUCAGACUGGAAGGGAAACAUCUCUUGGAAUAUGGGAUGGGAAAAGUCCCCCGAGACCCACUUUCAGACUCCAGGAUCUGUUUCUUUCGCUCAGGGGCAGCCCACAUUGGGAUGGACUUCUUGGGUUGGUACAGAGCAUUUUGACCCUCACUGAACGGCAGCCUCAAAAACCCAUCUUGACUUUUGUUUCUCAGAAUUGGAAGACCAUCAGCGCCUUGCUUGAAACUGUCCUUCAAGCCAUGGUCAGUGGGACGUAUGGCCAGGCCGUCGCAGGUCUCCAGGGUUUCAUCUGUGUCCUGAAAGGACGAAAUGAUUGUGGCUUUAACCUAAGCUGGCUUGAGCAGCUCAUCAGCUUUAUGGAGACCAGGAACUGGAAACCUGUGGUCAGUCUACACCCUGUGAGUGUGGAAAACAACCAAAGAGAUUCCACACUCUCCACGGGGCGUUUUAAACCCUUCUUCGUGCCACCCGAGGUGCUUCGUGAGGAGCAGCUCUUGUUGAACAAGUCGGGCACUGAUUCAGAGAGCCUUGCUUCUAUGCAGGCGCUGCUUCUUCAGGCUUUGUCAAGGUCAAACGCAGGAGAAAGGGCGGCACAGUUCGCGGAGCGUAAUCCCGCCUUCCUGCAGGGCUUGGAUAACCUCAGACAUGGAUUUAUGCACAAUGUUGGCCGCAGUGUGUAUAGUAAUCUGAGAAGAAAAGUGUCACAUAUGACCAAGGCACUGCUGGAUGAUGUAAGCAUCAUGGUGGGCGAAUCACAGUACAGUCAUCAUGGAAGAUGUUCCGUAGGUGACCUCAGGCAGCUAAUAUUGUGGGGAAUUAGACAUAACUUAACAUGGAACGCUCAAGCGAUGGGUUUCAGGUCAGAUGGUUUACCCAGAAUGCCGUCUCUCAUGACCUGCCCCUCGCCAGAAGAGGAAACAAGGACUUUGAAAAGGCCUAAACUUCACAAAUCCCAGCUAAAAGUCCAUGAGAAGAGUGAUUCAAACCCCUCACCCUCAGCAGAGAUUCUAGAAGCUGCCUGUAAUGCCUCUAUCCCUGGUCUCACGGGGGUCUCAAAUUUUACCGUCUUCCUCUACUGCAAUCUUUUUGAUGGAGUGGGGGGCUCAGAGGACUCUGAAGUCAACCAUUAUGGGGUAGACCUGCACGCGACUUGCUCCGAUGCUGCUUGGUACCUCUCGGCAGCUGAGGAAGAUUUUCUUUGGGCUCACGUUUGCAGCGAAUUCUUCACUCACGAAUUUAACAAAACAGUGUGUGCCAACUCUACAUUCUGGCUGCAACAUGCACAUCAGGUAGAAUCUACACAGGAUUACCAUUACCUCAACCAGUCAAGUAUUGAUGACCUCUGUCUUCAGCUCUCCAAUGAUGUUUCUGGGGGAUCUCCUCCAGACGCCACUGAGGAUUGCUUAUCAUUGCUAAGCAGCAAAACUCUAACUGCCCAGGAUUUUAGAAGAUGCUUUCUGCCCAAUAACACAGCCCUUAUUGCCUCUUUGUGCGGAAAUGAGUCAUCUCAAAUGCCACAAGAUGGGAGCUGGGCGGCGGAGUACUGCUCCAAAGUCCCUAAUCACUCCUAUGGUGUCCACGUAGACAACUGUGACUACUCAAACUGGAAGGCAGAGCAAUUUAUGAACUUCACCGCCCUUGAACUUUGCAGCAGUAAAGCUGGUUUGAAGGACUCCAUUUGCAAAAACACCACACUGUACCUCACAUUAGUUCUAAAGCUGCCUUCGCUCUUAGACUACUGUUUGAACUCUGAAGAAACACAGGGCGCCAAGUGUGUCCUCCAGAAGCUGUUUGACAUGCUGCCAGCGCCAUAUGACUUUGACACUUCUCAACUUUGUGUGAACCCAUUUCCCGUUCUACAAGAAGCCAUUCAUAAGCUCACUCUAUGCGAAGGAGUUAUGGAUGAACGCACGGGUUGGUUGGCUACAGUAAGCUACGUGCUUCGAGUGUUAGACUUUGUUGUAGGGCUCUCAGGGGGUUUGGAGGAGGGAGAACAGGAGGUGCGUCAGGGUCUGGGUCAGGCCAUUCUUCUGUCCAGUCUCCAGGACAAUGCUUCCUUCUGGGCCACUCUACGGCCAGACGCAUCCUUAAGUGUACUUCACACUGUUGCCGUCUACCUGAAGAGAGAGCAAAACUCUACCUUAAAAGAAGACCUUUUAAGCUGUUUCAGUCAGCCUGUCCUGUGGGAUCUUAUUCAGAGAGGAGGCAACUCUACUGCUUUACGAUUUUUAAUGCAGGAGUACCUACAGAUGCCUAGAGAGAGUAUUCGCAGUGUAGUUCUGUCGGCAGAAAAAGAUGCUGUGAAAAGAUUCCUUUCCCAAGUUCAUCAGAGUUGGGAUCAACUUCAUGUGGAAACUAUACAGGUCUCUCCAAAAGAACAAGAGGCCAUGGAAACCAUGACAGCUGCUUUCAUUCACAAGUUUCCACGUGUCACACCAGAGCUUUUCAUCGACCUUUCCCAAUUUAUACCAUACAUGUCUGUCUCUGACAUUAUGACCUUCCCCGCCUCUCUCAUGGUCAAUGAAAGUGUACUGAUGGCUAUUAGGGAUCACAGCUCUGAGAUGAAGUCUCCACAAAAACAAGCCUUCGUAAAGCGCCUGCUGCAGUCCAGCGAAGCUGGAGAUGUCCCAACAUGGCCUCCAUACUUCCUCAGCUCCAUUCUACCCUUACUUCCACAUCUCCCAGUCAGUCACUUCCAGCAGCUCACAUCUCAACAACUCACGCCUUUAAUGGAGAUGCUGGGGAACAGCAGUUUGGAUGCCACAAGGGGGCACCAUGUACUUCGUUCUGUCUUUGGCAGGGGGAAGAACCUGACGAGUGACAACAUAAUGAGAUUAGGAGUUCUUGUAUGUUACCUUGACUCUGAGGACUUGCAGCAGCUAUUGUCUUCAUCAAAUCUCUCACCCAUCCUGUGGCAGCAGCUGGCUCAGUGUGUGUCAGAGGGACACGUCAGUGGAAGUGGAAGACUGUCACACUGGCUUGGAAUGGCCCUUAAAUCUUUAAAUGCCAGCAUCUUAUCAGCUUCGGCAAUGGCCUCGUUACAUGGUUUGCUGCCACAAAUGGGCGCGACAUUUUUGGACCCGCUGUCCUCAAGCGAGCUGUUGGAUCUGGUAACUCAGCCAGGCAUGCCUACUUUUCCACCUGCACAGGCAUUCCAGAUACUGAACAAAAUAGCAGAAGAAACAAAAUUCAGUGCCAACACACUGUGCAGAUUGAAGCCAUUGUUCCUGGGUCUGGGGCCUUCUUUUUUGAGAAAGUUGGUUGUAACCGAGUCUACACCUGAUUGUCGGUGUUGGAGUUCACUGCUGUCUGACCUGCAACCUGCUCAUCAAGCGAUGGUCCAUUUUGCACUCCAACAGGCUCUGGAACGCACAUCUGCACAUAUAACACAGCAACUGCAAUGUCUUCUUCCAUUCGUCUCCUUGAAGAAAUUAAUGUCAGAUCUAAAUGGAGAGACAGUUCUUCAACACAUACGUCUGUAUAAGCAUAUGCCCUGGUCUCAUCAACAGGCUCAAAUGCUGUUCAAAAUGAUUCAGCGGACCGUAAACAUCACAAGAGAGACACUACUAGAUUUAGGUCGUAUUGCAGGUGGCAUGAGCUGUGACUGGCUGAAGCUAUGGGUGAAUGAGUCAGGCUUCUCCGAAUUGUUGCAGUUCCUCACUAAAUUGCCAGGAGGACUUCGAUCUGGUUUGAGGAAAUGCAUUGUGGGGGAGCUACGGAAACAGCCUGAUAUUGAUCUAAAUGAUUUGGACCCUUCAUUUGCUGCAAGAUUACCGUCGACCAUGAUGGAGCACCUGUCUAACUCCUCAUUCUUAAGUGUUCUAGACUAUGUUCAACAACACUUUAUUGAGUUUCUGCAACUACCACGACACAAGCAAACGGCCUUAGCAGAGAAAGCUAUCGAUGUUCUCGGCAUCUCUGAAGAUGGUCUCACUGGGUCCUUCAUGGACAUGCUCGGCCCUCUUCUGGCGUUCCUGGACAGUGAUGUGUUAUCUCAUAUAGACAGAGAGGCCCUGAAACUACAACUGGGCGAGCUAAAACAAUAUUGCUUUCCCUCUGACACCUUCAGAGAAAUAUCAGCUUUACUUACAGAGAGGAGCAUGCUGGGAGAACCGAAAACAUGGACAGUUGGGGAUGUUGAGCAUGUGGGAAGACUUCUGUUCACCCUUUCACCUCAACAGAUAAAAUCCCUACCACUGGCUGAUUUAGGUAGAGACACAGUUGAACAGGUUCUGAUGAGCCAGUGGGUUUGGAAAAACAGUGAAGUGGGAAAGGCUUGUUUGGACCUGAAAGGACUACGAGAAAAGAUGAACGGUCUCAUCCGCAGGAUCAUUAAAGGUCGAUGGUGGAUGAGAAGGGGGCCCAUCCCAAGCUGUGCAGACAUUAAAGGGACAUUUCCCUCGGCCUGGAGGUCCUAUCAGCUGAAUCGAAUGAAGAGGAGGGAGCUGAAGACCUGUGUUGAGUUCAUUGGUCAGGAUGACACACUUGACGCAGAACAACGUGAAGCACUUUGGAUGGAACUCAGACCAGUGUAUAAACCAGUGAAGCAGCUUAAACCAGAGCAGGUGUUGGAACUGGGUUGCAUAGUGACCGAGAUGGGGGAAAGAGAGCUACAGGCUGUCAACAUGUCCAGUCUGGCGGUGGUGGCCCAUCUUGGAGACCUCAAUGAGUGGAGCACAAAGAAAAUGAGAGCAGUUGUCCUUGGCAUAAUGAAGCGACUUAAACGGAAGCCUGAAGAACUUGAUGUGGUGGAGCUUGUUUCUCUUGGACAUCUACUUUGUGGCUUCAGUGUCUCUGAAAUUUCCCAUCUAGAUCCUUUCAACCUAAGUGUGGCCGCUUUGUUUCUGAGGGAGAUUGUACUGCCAUGUUCCGAGCAACAGACCGGGGCGCUGACGUCACGCCUAUCCAAUCCUCUGGGCUUCGGUCCAGUCAGCGGCUGGGGCUCUGAGGUCUUCACUGAGAUUGGGACUUUGGCAGCUGGUCUGGAAGAUAUGGUAUUGUCUGCACUUAUAAAAGAGCAAGUCGAAGGACUGACGCCAACAGCAAUAAGCUUAAUACCUCCAAGAAAACUGGCUGUGGUAUUCAGUGCCACGCAGCUGUCUUGGCUGAGCUCUGAACAAGCGUGUGCCGUGACAGAGGAGCAGUGGGCAGAAUUAGACAGUGAACAAAGGCAAGCACUUGGCAUGGCCCAGUAUGAAGGCGAACUCAUGCUUGAGCACAGAGGCAGGAACCAGGCUCCAUCGUUAUGGUUUGCCAGCAGCUUUACAAAAUGUUUAUUACUUCUUGUCUGCACAUUGUGGAUUCUAUUAUAAAGAUUAUAACCUA
Pimephales promelas (fathead minnow) is the source of this 5883-nucleotide messenger RNA. The record is from RefSeq and is a predicted model, not a curated record. NCBI's taxonomy places the organism in Eukaryota, Metazoa, Chordata, Actinopteri, Cypriniformes, Leuciscidae.